Messenger RNA from Durusdinium trenchii, 744 nucleotides. Lineage: Eukaryota; Dinophyceae; Suessiales; Symbiodiniaceae. The record is from the annotation of a GenBank genome assembly.
AGGAUGGAAAAUUUGUCCUGGAGACUUCGCACAAGGUCCAGAGAUGUUCUCAGUGGUUGGUGGGCCUUGCACGGUGGACAGCAGUGGUUGUGUCAUGAGUCCGAACUAUCCACAGACGUAUGGCCCGAAUCAAGACUGUGCCAUCCAGGUCUUCAACCCUGACAACAAGAGUCUCACGGUAGAGUCCUUUGCCACAGAGAUGAACUACGAUGUCCUCUGGGUCAACGGGCGCAUGUUUGCUGGCACAACCAGCCCCCAUGGUCUGGUGCCUACAGAAGCUAUCCAAUGGAGUUCGGACCAGGACACCGAGGACCGAGGAUGGAAGAUCUGUCCCGGACCCGUGGGGCAGCAGGUCGCCGAGAUCCAAAGUGUGGAUGAGGGUGACAAUGAAGAGGCCUAUGACUAUGAUUAUGGAUAUGGUCCCGAUGCCUUGUCGCCCGACAGCGGCGCCGGCCCGGCAGGCACUGCACCACCCCAAGAUGACCUGAGUGCAAGCAAGGAUGUGGGGGUCUCUACUGGCAACUUCUUCUUCAAAGUCGCCUUGGCCUCCAUCGCAGUCUGCUUGGCUGGAGUGCUUUGUCUGCGCUAUCGACGGCAACGCAAAGAAAAUCGCAAUGAGUUCGGCACUCCUUAUGGGCGGAGCUAUGCGCUUGACAACUUGUAGCCGGCAACAAUUCGACGGUGGGCCAGUUGUGUCACACAAUGGCAACGUCAUUUGUUCUUGGCUUGAAGGUAAACUCGUGC